UAGUUGAAUUCAGUCAACUAAAGUUCUCAAAUCCAAAGAAAUGGCCACAAACACUUGUUUUAACCUUAAGAUGAGUUUCUGCUGCCUCAUUGUUCUUCUUUACUCUCUGAACGCAGCUGGAGAAAGUUGUAUUAGUUCCAUGACGAAAAAGAAUCUGGGACCUGCAGCAACAUGUCUAUUCCAACUGGACAAGGUUCUAAAGAAAGGAAACGAUGUGAGCGACACUGUUGAAUUAACGCUAAGUAAAGCUCAAAAGUACAUGGAUGGACAGUGUCCGAUGACACGAGCGCCAAGUCACUAUGAAUAUUACUGCUGCUCCAGUACUAUACACCUGAAAUGCGUCCAGUGCUGUUCCGGGUCCCGUCCCAAGAGUUCGACACUGUAUUUCCAAAGCUCGAAAUCUUCUAAAACGGUUUACUGGCUUGCUCCUGUUGUAAUCGUAUCUGUUGUUGUAAUUGGCGUUUGUGUAUGGAUUCUCGUUCGAAAAAGGAAGGGUACCGAAGAAGGGGUGAAUCCGGCGCCACUUAAAGUAUAGGUUCGUUUCAAUCGGAGACCGAACUAAAGACUAGGGUGGGGAUUUGGAAUCUUGUUCGUCUUUGUAUCGUUUUCAUAUUAAUUACUCUUUUUAAUCGUCU
This is a messenger RNA of Mercurialis annua (annual mercury), 635 nucleotides long. RefSeq lists its product as uncharacterized. The record is from RefSeq and is a predicted model, not a curated record. The transcript has 2 exons. The coding region runs from base 41 to 535 and encodes 164 amino acids. Lineage: Eukaryota; Viridiplantae; Streptophyta; Magnoliopsida; Malpighiales; Euphorbiaceae.